Messenger RNA from Ricinus communis (castor bean), 1059 nucleotides. RefSeq lists its product as uncharacterized. The transcript has a single exon. Bases 1 to 1059 code for a protein of 352 amino acids. NCBI's taxonomy places the organism in Eukaryota, Viridiplantae, Streptophyta, Magnoliopsida, Malpighiales, Euphorbiaceae. The record is from RefSeq and is a predicted model, not a curated record.
AUGGAUGCAUCUGCUGCAGACAUUAACAAUGAAAUGCCUACACAGAGUAGCUAUUUCAAUCCAAAUAAUAUAGCUGAUGCUAGUCAACCUGAGUCUAUUGUUACUGAAGAACCCGUUAAUACUUCUGGACCUACAGGCUAUAUUAGCAAUGAGGAAGAGGAUGGUGAAGAUGAUAGUGCAAACAUAAAUGAAAAUGAUGGAAGUCAAGAAUCUAGUGAUGAGGAAACUGAUCCUGAACAGUCUCCUAAACAGUCUGCACCUAGAGAGAGGGUCAGAUAUGAUGAAGGUGAUAGGCAAAGCCAUUUCAUGCUUGGAAUGACCUUUGCUAAUGCUAAUGAGGCUAGACAAGCAAUAGCAAACUAUGGAGUAGCUCUAAGUGUUAAGCUAAAAAUCAAUCCAAAUGAACCAUUUAGACUUAGGGUUAAAUGUAUAAAUGAGGAAAGUUGCCCUUUUGUGCUUUUCAUUUCAAAAGAUGGCAAAAACCUUGGAUUAGCAGUAAAGACACUAAUACCUGAGCAUAGGUGCUUUAGGGAUUUCUUACUCCCUAGUGCUACUGCUAGGUUUUUAGCCAAUUAUUUCAAGGAUAGGAUUUACAAAAACCCUUCAAUUAAGAUAAAACAAAUGAAAGAUGAUGCAGAGAGCUUGUUAAAAAUUAAUGUUAGUCUGGCUAAGUGUAAAAGGGCUAAGAGGAUGAUAAUCCAAGAAAUGGAUAGGAGUUUCAAAGUGGAGUUUGGUUAUUUGGAAGCAUAUGCAGCUGUACUUAAAAGAAGCAAUCCCGGUACAAAAGCAGAGAUUGAAUUAUGUAAGGAAGCAUUAAAAGAAGGAAGAAGGGUGUUUAAGAGGAUGUUCUUGUGUUUUGAUGCUCUUAAGAGGAACUGGAAGGCUGGAUGCAGACCUAUCAUAGGUCUGGAUGGAUGUUUCUUAAAAGGGGUUACUAAGGGCCAGAUUCUUACUGCAGUAGGCAAAGAUGGUGAUGAUCAGAUGGUGCCUAUCGCAUGGGCAGUGAUAGACAAAGAGAAUAAGAAUAUGGUUUUUGCAUUGGCUAAAGCAAGAACUUGA